AUGUCUUCCUCCCUCAUCGCCCGCUCCGCCGUCAACAAACGCAUCGCGUCUGCCUUCGUGCGCAGGUCGCUCUCACCUCUCGCAGUACAUGCGAGGAACUCUUCCGAAACUGCAUACGUUCCCGGUGGUCCCAUAUACAAGGGCACCGUCAAUGACGCUACCACCUUCCCCCCGCCAUCGAAGACGCAUGGCUCUUAUCACUGGGACUUUGAGCGUCUCCUGUCUGCCGGCCUCGUCCCCAUGACCAUCGCUGCAUUCGUAACGAGCCCCAGCAACUACCCAUUGCUGGACGGCCUCCUGGGCAUCACCUUGGUGAUGCAUAAUCAUAUUGGUUUCGAUGCGGCCCUGGUUGACUACCUGCACCCGAGGAAGUUCCCCAUUCUUGGACCUACCGUCUCAUGGAUUCUUAGGGCAACCACCGUCGGUGUUCUGGUCGGCGUGUACCAGUUCAACACCAAUGAUAUCGGUCUCACCGAGCUGAUUGCCAAGGUGUGGCACGCAUAAACUAUGAACGGCAGAUGCAGUGCGCUCUGCGGUUCAACAUUUCGGCAGCAGGAGGAUGGAUGGGUCGUGCAGAUGAGUUGUCUAUAGUGGUUCGUGUAUUGGCGAAUGUAAAGCAGACAGGGCCUUUCUAUUCGUGAGCGGG
Laetiporus sulphureus 93-53 is the source of this 646-nucleotide messenger RNA. Its product is annotated as mitochondrial inner membrane protein. Gene Ontology annotation, molecular function: ubiquinone binding; heme binding. Lineage: Eukaryota; Fungi; Basidiomycota; Agaricomycetes; Polyporales; Laetiporaceae. The transcript has 5 exons. Gene Ontology annotation, biological process: tricarboxylic acid cycle; mitochondrial electron transport, succinate to ubiquinone. The coding region runs from base 1 to 504 and encodes 167 amino acids. Gene Ontology annotation, cellular component: mitochondrial envelope; membrane. The record is from RefSeq and is a predicted model, not a curated record.